GGGAGAGGCGGAGGGAGGGAGUAAAGAAAGAAGGGAAGGAGAAAGGGAGGAGAGGAAAAGACAAAGAUUGGGACCAGAGCUGGAGAACAGAGGGAAUCUCUCCAUCGCUUUGAUUGGUCAAGACCCAGCAGGAUGGGCAGCUACCCAACCGCUGUGCUCCUGUGCUGUUUCUAUGGACUGGUCAUGGUCUUGGCCCAGCAGCCGGGAACAGAGCCAACAUAUUUAGAAAACGGUGAAGAAGCAUCAGACUGUAGAGAGGAAAUGUACCCGUGCACUCGGAUGUACUCCGUCCAUCGCCCUGUAAAGAGAUGCAUCCACUCCCUCUGCCUUUACAGUCUUCCGCGUGUCUAUGUGAUCAACAAAGAGAUCUGUGUGAGGACUGUGUGUCUGCAGGACGAAAUACUGAAAGCUGAACUGUGCAGAGAGAAAUCCGGAUGGCCCAAACGGAUUCAGAGGUCAGCCAGAAAGCGCUGUCUCCGCAGAAUAAACAGAACAUGGGCGAGCAAGAAUUAAAACAGAUAGAAAGAGACAGAGAUAAAGAGAGAUAAAGAGAGAGAGAGAGAGAAAGACAGAGAGAGAGAGAGGGAGGGAGGAAUAAAAAAAAGAAGGAAAAUAUAGAAGGAGAGUAUAGACAUUUAAACAAGUAGCUCUAUAUAUCUAAAUAACUUACAUUCAGCCUGAGUCUCCUAUACAUUUCAUGUACUAUACAUUCCAGACUACAUCCAUUAAAAAAAAGGGCUGGUUUUUAUGAUGAGAUAGACUCAAAGAAUGGAGUUAAUGUAGUUUUAAAGGGGACAUAUUAUACCUCUUAUUACACAAGUUACAUAGAAUAGGUAUACGGGCUAUACAAAACAUGGUCAUGAAGUUCUUUACUCAAAAUCACUCUCAUAUAAAAAGAUCUCACCAGCCUUUAAAGGCUCUGUCACUUUUAUGCAAAUAAGUUGUUGCUGGUCACACCACAUGUUUACACAGAGCAUUUAGCACAGGUUAACAAAAGCUAGUUAAUGCUUAACUGUUGUACUUGUGGUACUUAAACCUCUCUCAUCUGCUGACGUGCAACAGACAGUAGGUGCAGAUCCCUCCCUCAGACGAAGUCUGCUGGCUAAUCCUGCUGUUUUCAACUGAUCUAGUGGGUGGGGCUCUGGUGGGGCCUCUGGUGGUUUCCUUUUAUUUUAAUGUGACAAUAAAGGAGUUCAAUAACAGCUCAUAGAAACACCAAACUCUUUCAGCUAAUUCACAGAGAACAGAUUUUUUCCACUUGUAUUUAUAGGGGCAGUCGAGUCAAGUGGAAAUACAAAAGCAUGCAAAAAGUAAAUUUGGCAUAAUAUGUCCACUUUAAAACCAGUUUGGGAAGAUUAGAAUUUGAUAGACCUUUUACGCAUGAUAAUAUCUGGGUGUUCUCAGGGAUGACCAGCAGUUGCAAACACUUAUCACUUAUCAAGCAAGAGUUUAAAGUGUUUCUCCAGUGAUUUUUUUUUGUUGCUUAUAUUAAACUUUGGGAAACCACUAUGAAAAAGUACCAGUUACUUACGCCUUAUCACCAUCAACACAAACUCGAGAGCGACUACUGUUUACAUACCUGCCCAAACGAACCAAAUGCACUGAAGCCCCUAUUUUAGAGAUCUACAGUCGACCGUCAACCGUGUACAACGCAGCUUGAUUUAGAGCAUGUUACUGUCUUUUUGCUAUCGUAACGACAGGAAAAGUACACCUGAACACUCAUUUCAAGAUCACUACGCUCAUCAGUAUAUAUAUAUAUAUAUAUAUAUAUAUAUAUAUAUAUAUAUAUAUAUAUAUAUAUAUAUAUAUAUAUAUAUUUACAAGCACUGUUUUGCUAUUUAAACUAUGCAGGCGAAAGAUGUGGAAAUUGUUCAAGACAGUGAGUUGGUGGGUUGUAACAUAGCAAUGAGCAUCGCAGCGCAUCUUGUGCAGGGUAUAAUAUACAGCCCCAAGAGUGUAAAUCAACCAGAGUGCAUUUUGAACUCUGGAGACAUACCAAAAAUGAAGUUCUGGUUACUCAGUCAUAUCUAAUCACCCUCAACACAUUAUGAAAAGCAGCUGUGUUUCUCUGGUGCUUGGCUCUUAUUUUGGUGUGUGAAUCAUUUGCUUAUUUUUGAGCUUUAAGAAAAGUAAGCAAAUUAAAAAUAUUUCUAUUGUUGAUUGUGAUAAGGCGGGGUUGAUGAAAUUAUCUCCUCUUAAAAAAAUUUAGAAUUUUUUAGAGAUUUGCAGCUUAAUGUCCAAACACAAGCAAACAGUAAAUCCCACUGUUUUCAGUUUCCAAUUAUUUUAAAAACUGUUUUAUCUUCCUUUUAUAAAAAACUGAGUCUGUUAAUCAGCGUGAUCAGUACUGUUAAUAUUUUAUAUUUUAUAUAUAUUUAACUCUGACCUGUAUCUGUGUGUGUGUGUGUGUGUGUGUGUGUGUGUGUGUGUGUGUGUUUGUGUGUGCACUACUGGUCAAAAGUUUUAAAACACCCCAAUUGUUCAGGUGCCUAGAAGCAGUGCUGUAUGGCCCAGCUUUUUUAUUUUCUCAACAUAUUUUCUUAUUUUCUUUCACCCAUUCAGAGGUGAUCAUAAUCGGCCGGUAGUCUGCUGCUAACUCUGGCUAUCACUGCUGGAGUAGCAUUAGCAUAGCCGCUAAUGGCGCUAACUCUUGCGCCUUUCAGAAGCGAGUCCAUCAGACUGUAGCCUGCGUGUUUACCGUGUUAAAAUAAACCACGUGGGACGAACCGCUAGCUAAUAUCGCCCUGGCUUACCAAAACACUCAGGGUUUCUCAGUGUGGCUCUGUCAGGCGGCAUUAGCGGCUAACCGCGGCUAGCACUAGCAGUUAGUCACUAAUGCAGCUGCACACAGCCUUAGUGGAAAUGUGGAAAUUUAAGAUUACUGUAAAUAAAGGGAAGUGCUUUACUCACUUAAAUAAACAGUUUUCAGGAGAGAAAUCUGUGCAGAUUAAGUUCCAGCACUUAUUUGACUUUAAAAGAAAUUGGAAUUACAGAAUUACUUAGCUUAGUUUAGCUUUACGGGUCGUGACACUCAGUGGCUAGACCUGCUGAUUUAGUAGGAAAACAUGGCGACACCCUUGUGCCUUACUAGUGUCGCAUAAUGCACUUUAUAAUCCAGUGCACCUUAUAUAUGAAAAUAGUCCAGACAAUAAAUGUUUAUUGAUAAAGUGCCUUAUAAUCCUGUGCACUUUUUAGUGUGAAAAAUACAGUACUAUGAUGAUAAGAGUGUGAAUGUGCUUUGUGUAAAAGUGUGUAAAAUCCUGCAGUAAAGAGUGCAGUAACACAGUCUGUUCUAACACUGUUUUACUACAGACAAAGGCUUGUUUGCAUAGCUAAUUUUGCACCAUUUAAGGUCAACUGAGGUGUUCUAAAACUUUUGACCAGUAGAGUGUGUGUGUGUGUGUGUGUGUGUGUGUGUGUGUGUGUGUGUGCUGGCUGAAUGGUGAAGUUAUCCACACAAGUACUAUAAUCUGUGUUUAAAUUAUGUUAUAGAUAUUUUAAACCUGUAUCUUGCACAUUUUAUAUUAUAUCAAUGUAUUACAAAAUAAGGCAUCAAAUAAAGUUCAAUAUUUUUACUAUUCUGAUUGGUAUGUGCAUAAUAAAAAUACAUUUGCUGGAAUUCAUAAUAUUUUAUAUAAUACUUACAGAUAAAUGAUCCAAAAAUGUUGGGAGAGUGUGGAGAAAAUAAAAUAAAAAUAAGAAAAG
Astyanax mexicanus (Mexican tetra) is the source of this 3705-nucleotide messenger RNA. RefSeq names its product microfibril associated protein 5 (gene mfap5). Gene Ontology annotation, cellular component: microfibril. Gene Ontology annotation, biological process: embryonic eye morphogenesis. NCBI's taxonomy places the organism in Eukaryota, Metazoa, Chordata, Actinopteri, Characiformes, Acestrorhamphidae. The record is from RefSeq and is a predicted model, not a curated record. The coding region runs from base 133 to 513 and encodes 126 amino acids. The transcript is spliced from 7 exons.